Molecule: messenger RNA, 1325 nt
Organism: Setaria italica (foxtail millet)
Lineage: Eukaryota; Viridiplantae; Streptophyta; Magnoliopsida; Poales; Poaceae
Exons: 6
Coding region: 1-786 (261 amino acids)
Biological process (GO): tRNA modification
Molecular function (GO): RNA binding
Source: RefSeq, a predicted model, not a curated record
AUGACGUAUGAUUCGUUUCUAGUACCAUUUAGGAAAUUAAGACUGCCAAAGAUCAAGCGUGAGAAAAGUGCGACCAAGGAAGCCAUUUCCAUUCUUGAAGAGUACAUUGGUCAUGCAAAGUGCCAUGUUUCCGAACAAGUGGAACCAUGUGAUGUGGAAAAUGCAAAGAAAAGAAAAUUUUGCUCAUUGGCAUCAGAAAAUUUAGAAGCAGCAGUAACGGGUGGGAAUAGUAUUAGUGUUGCAGAAUCAACUGGAAGCAUUGGAGAGUCAAGUUCACCUCAGUCCAAGAUGAGUGAAAAUGUUGACCGGGCUUCAAAUCUCUCACUGGUUAAGCUAUCAAGAAGUGGUUUGCUCUUCUUUAAAUUCCCUUGUGGAGGCCUUCAUGUUGUUGAUAUGCUUACAGAAAUAUUUCAUUCUCUCAGUUCUGGGAAACUCAAAUCUCCACAAUGGUGUCACCGCAUAUUUCCUGUUCAAGAAACUUGUGUUCUAUCAGAAAAAGACCUACAUGCCACUGUGUCAAAGUUAUUCCUUGACUUCUUGAGGAGCAAGAAUAACCAGGAUGAGCCUAUAAAGUUUGCAGUUGCAUAUAAUAGAAGGGGCAUCGAUGAGACAGAGACGAAGGCACAGAAGAACAGUAAUGAAGGUUCAAAUCAGCAGGCUUUGAUGGACAGGGAGCAAUGCUUCAAAGUCGUUGCUGCUGCUGUCAAAUCCAUUGCUGAGAACUCAGUGGUUGAUCUUAAAUCUCCUGAGGUAAACUUGCCCGACAAUUUUCAACACCUUGCAUAGUUACUGGUCUGCUGGUUGGAGGACUCAGGGCAUCAUCAUGUAAAGAUUCCAAAAUGGAAAACAACAAGGUUUUGAAUGCUGACCAGUGAAUCUAAGGUCUUUUUUCCAUUCUAUCAUGAUGAAAACUGCUAUAAGUUUGGUCAGGUGUUGACAUCUGACAUGCUGCAACUGCAGCACGUUUACUUUCUUGUGCAGGGCAUAUGUCAGAGUCAGAAGACCGUUUCUAAUUUCACUAGUAGCUACUAAUCUAACUGCUCAUCAUUGAAGUUACCAAACUGAAGAAUUUCCACAAAUUUUUAUUAUCUAUAAAAUAUGAACUUCUAUUCCUCUAUACUUCGAAACAUUUUACUUAAACUUCAUAUGUGAGGUAUACAGUAUAUGAGAGCUAGAUUGUAAGAUUUAGUUUGUAAAUAUAUUGGGAAACUGGGACUUAGAGAGAAUUUAUGGGCUACUUCAAGUUUAAUCAAUUUCUUCUGCACUAUUUCUCAUUAAUUUGUCUAGCUUUAUGGUUCGCUAAAGUGAAUGACAUGUUCCUAAUG